GUAAAAGUGAAAGCGUUGUUAUGUAUGUUGGUGUUUCAGGGGAAGUUUCUUGUUGUCUGCUCUUCAUUUGGUGUCAUCCAAAGCAAAAGAAAGCAUCAGAUUUAAGAGCUAAACGAAGCCAUGAGGGAUAUUUCCACCAUCUAUAAACUCUCUGUGAUUGUUUUUGCUCUAAUUGGUGGUGUGUUUAGUUCAAGAUGCUCGGUGUUGGAGUGCUGGUUUGUUCAGGAGAGGCCGGGUGGUGGAGGUUUCUCAACAAGAAUGACACAGGAGAAAUCCGCACUGUACAUCAGAACCGACCCUGACAGCGAGAAGAUUGAACACAAACCUCCGUCAGACGUCAGUUCCUCCAGGAUUUACUACGUGUCUGAUCCUGCGUCCACUUUCUGCAACUCUGCCCUCCAUCCACCAGAGGGCACUUUGAACAAACCGCAGUGUGAGAUAAACCCUUUCUUCCCUCAAGCCUCCAUGGUCAAAUGGGCCGCCCCCCUAACUGCCUCCGCACAAAGCCCCAUCUACCUGAGUGCUGACUGGUAUUCUGUAGCAGCACAAGGUCUUAACGGAGAACUAACGCUGGCCAACGUGAUGCGGGCGCCGUCUGGGUCUAAUGAGCCGAGCGUAAUCCUCAGCGUCUUCAGUAAAACCUCCAUCAUCCGUUCCAGACUGGGAGAGUCUGUUCUUCUCGACUGUGGGUUCUGGGUCGACCCGUCUUCACCGCUGCAUGGUUCUGGCUUCGCUGUAGAGUGGCGUUACCAGUUCCGCGGUGAAGGCAGGCUGAUCGUAGCUUAUGACGGAAUGAACGACCGCUUUUCCGAGACGUCAGUGACGGACGCUGACUUGGACAUCGCAGGUCUUUUUGAGAGCAGAAAUGCAUCACUGGUUCUGAAAGAGGCCCAAGUGAGCCAUGUUGGAACGUACAUCUGCACCAUUUAUCUCCCUCACCUUCUGGCUCAGGUGGCCUUAGAGCUAGAGGUUAUUGAGCCUCCAUCGCUGACGGUCUACCCCUCAUCUCUGCCUCUGUCAAUCCCGGGGCAGGUGCUGACGGUCCACUGCGAGGCCUCUGGUUUCUUUCCCCUGUCUCUGGACCUGGAGUGGGAGUUCACUGAUGCUGAAGGGAAGAAGCGUUCGCUCGGUCAGGGCAGCGUGACGGGCCACAGGCAGGCCAGCGACAAGACCUACAGCCAGAGCUCUCACUUACAGCUCGACUCGGCUAAACUGGGACUCGGGCGAGGCGGAGAGGUCAGCUGUGUAGCCAAACACCAGGGAGGAACUCGACGGGCCACUGUGACUCUGAACAUCAUCGGUGUGAGCGCUCCGUCUGUGGAGGACUCCAUGGCCAUGGUCGCUGUGGCGCUUGUACUUUAUGGUGUAAUUAAAGUCUUUUUCUGGACUUUCAGCUCUAACGGAAUGAGCAAUGAAGACUCCACUGAUAAGAAGAAAAAAUAAUCCUGGAGCUCAAUGAGGCCCUCACAUGUGAACAUCUCAUCAGUCUGCAGAUGCUGUGUAAUAUACGACACCUGAAAAUAAUCCUCCAGGAAAGAUGUAGACUUUCUGAUAAAAACCUUUUCAUGUUCCUUUACUUUUGAUGUGCACUAUUUUGUGUGUUUAUACAGUUAGAAAUAGCAUGUAGGUGUUUUUUGGUGGUAUUUGUGUUUGGUGUUUAAGGAUUUAUUGCUGUAAAUUUGUAAUAAAAAACAGAAUUGUGUUUAUAACAUGA
Tachysurus vachellii is the source of this 1714-nucleotide messenger RNA. Its product is annotated as tapasin-like. Bases 121 to 1443 code for a protein of 440 amino acids. Gene Ontology annotation, biological process: antigen processing and presentation of endogenous peptide antigen via MHC class I. Gene Ontology annotation, cellular component: membrane. Lineage: Eukaryota; Metazoa; Chordata; Actinopteri; Siluriformes; Bagridae. The record is from RefSeq and is a predicted model, not a curated record. The transcript has 8 exons.